AGAAACGGCGGCAGGAAAGAAUGUCUCCCCGCGGCUGAGUUUCCACUUUCGCCGCAGCUGCGGGCUGCGCAGAAAAGCACGGUGGGAGCCCAUUGUUGCCCAGCUGGGUAACAGUUUUCUUAUUUUACAGUCUGCAUCCGAGGGGGGUUGGGUGUCUCCUAAAGUGCCUGAAAAAUAAUCUAUCUGCUGCAAAUAGAUCGCGUUUUCCCUCCUCCCCGAGGAGCGGGGAUCUAUAAAUUGCGUCCUUCAUUUGGACCUAGCCGUGUAAUUAAACAUGGCAAGCAAAAGCCACCCCGAAAGCGAGGCGCUUUCCUAACCGUCCUGGGAUUUCGGAAACGGCUUUUGCAGGGGCCGCGAGCUUGGUGGCAACAAUUGCGCACUCCGCCUACCGUCAGCCAACUGUUCCCUACUUGAAGGUCACCUGCCAUAGGGCUGAAGAACGAGAAACUAAAAUGUUAAUUUCAAGGGUUUGCAGCAGGCAGAGUCCCAGGCAGCGGUUCUCCGGGCCAUCUGAAUGCCGCCAUUGUUUCCUGUGUCCAGUCUCUUCAAACCCAUGGUCGGUGGUGCAGCUUGCCCAUGGCUCAGAAGAGCAUACUCCCUGGCCUCUGGUUUAUUUUCUUUUGUUGUUUUGUUUUGAACUGUGAAUUGUCCAUCAGGUUUUUGUUACCAUGGAAACUCACUUUUUAAAGGUGAAGAGUCAGAGACCUUUUCCUCUCUAGCAGGUGAAGCAGUGACGUCUCCACGUGACUCUAAUCGCCAGGAUAGAAGGCACAAGGGGUUGAUUGGCCGCACAAGUCACCAGCGUAUUGACGGUUUCUAAACUAGCUUGGCAGUAGAGACCAGAGGAAGUUGUGCUGACAUCAGAUCAAAGUGGCUUGACCAGUGCUUGCUGGGAAUCCGGAAGCAGAUCCCCUGGAACACAGUGAUGAACUGGCAGGUGUGAGCCAGGAGACCGAGAUGGUUCUGGUCCUCAGGAGUAAGCCUGGCCUGGGUAUGGCUCUGUGGCAUGGUGCUUGUCUGGCAAGCAAGAGAACCUGUUCUAUCCUGAGCACCGAGAAACCAAGCUUACCAGCUUACUCUCCUCAGCGAAGUCUGGAGGACCCUGUGCUCCCUAGCUGGGAACACACAAAGUGUGGACAGAGCAGCUGCUCUUCAAUGAAGAGGGACCUAGUGUAUGUGCUGCUCUGGAGUCUUGGGGACGCUUGGGUGACUGUCGUAAGGUUUCUAUUGCUGUGAUGAAACACCAUGGCCAAAAGCAACUUGGGAUGAGAAGGGUUUCUCUGGUUCGUACUUACACCUUGUAGUCCAUCACUGAAGGAAGUCAGGACAGGAACUCAACCAGGACAGGAACCUGGAGGCAGGAGCUGAGGCAGAGUCCGUGGAGGGGUGCUGCUUACUGACUUGUUCCUCAUGACUUGCUAAGCCUGCUUUCUUAUAGAACUCAAGACUACCAGUCCAGGGAUGGCACCACCCACAAUGGGCUGGGCCUUCCCCAUCAAUUGCUAAUUAAGAAAAUAUCCUGUAGCUGGAUCUUUUGGAGGCAUUUUCUCAGUUGAGAUUCCCUCCUUUCAGAUGAUUCUAGCUUGUGUCAAGUUGACAUAAAACUAACCAGGACACUGCCCUUUGCUUGUGUUCUCCAUUCUCAGGCUGUUUUUGUGAUUGCUUGACAAUGUUGAUCCUAAGAAAUAAAACGAAGAAGAAGAAGAAGAAGAAGAAGAAGAAGAAGAAGAAGAAGAAGAAGAAGAAGAAGAAGAAGAAGAAGAAGAAGAAGAAGAAGAAGAAGAGAGAAGAAGAGAGAAGAAGAGAGAAGAAAGAAGAAGAAGGAAAGAAGAAGGAGAAGAAGAGAAGAAGAAGGAAAGAAGAAGGAGGAGAAGAAGAAGAAGAAGAAGAAGAAGAAGAAGAAGAAGAAGAAGAAGAAGAAGAAGAAAAGGAGAAGAAGAAGGAGAAGGAGAAGAAGGAGGAGGAGGAGGAGGAGGAGGAGGAGGAGGAGGAGGAGGAGGAGAAGGAGAAGGAGAAGGAGAAGGAGAAGGAGAAGGAGAAGGAGAAGGAGAAGGAGAAGGAGAAGAAGAAGAAGAAGAAGAAGAAGAAGAAGAAGAAGAAGAAGAAGAAGAAGAAGAAGAAGAAGAAACACUUUUUUUUCUCUCUCACGUAUCCCAGACUGGUCCCAAAUGUAGUCAAAUCUGACCUCCAGAAGCUCCUAAUCCUUCUGUGAUCACUUCCUGAGUGCUGGAAUUACACGUAUGCUCUGUUAUUCCAGGACUACAUGUAUGCUCUGUUAUUCCGGGAUUACAUGUAUGCUGCGUUAGGCUGGGAUGGAACCCAGGGUCCUUGUUCAUGUUAGGUCAGCAUGCUACCACCUGAACUCCAUGCCCAGCCUGGCCACAUUAGGGAUAGAUAUGGCAAAGCAAAAGUGAGUGUGAAGAGGAGAGGUGUUCAGGAAUGUCCUACAGGCCUUGGAAGGACCAAAGGACUGGACGUGACCCAAGAAAAACAGGAGAUGUGAGCAGCUUCCGCCAGACACGGGUGUUCCAGGACGUAGAUGCUGAGAGCUGUGAUUCUCUCUCCACCCUCCCUGGGACGGUGGGAGUGAAGCCCAUGAGCUUUCCCACAUUGACUUUUGACCUGCAUGUGCUGCUCUCUGGGCACAAUUCUGGAUGCAUAUAAUGAGGUGCCUGAUGCUAGCUACCCACAUCCUGAUGCAGGGGGCCUCCUUGCCCAAUGUGACUCAGGCAAGAGCUGGGCCAGAGCCCGGGAUGAGGGAAGAGAUGCUGGGUGUUGAUGGCAGCACCUUCAGACAGUGUGGGCUCUGAGCUCUACGGAGAUUCUCUCAUCCAGGUGCAGGCAUGCACGCUGCUGGCUUUACUCAGAAAUGCUUGCGUGAUGUGCGAUGCGCUAUACAUGGUGUGUUAGGAGAAUCGGGCACUCGAUCCACUGGGAACUCUUGGGAGACCUCUUUCCCAGCUGCUGCGCCAUAUCCUGUGUGGGGCAUUGGGCUAUGCACAGACAACCUGGUUUCCAGUUGAGGCUAGAUGUUGAACCCUGGGACCUAGUGGUGAUAAUUCACCUACCUGCCCCACCCUACGUCCACUCACUGGCAGUUACUAAAGACACACAGAGAGCAUGAAAGAUGGCCCCCAGCUCUGAAGAAAUAAUCCUGAGAAGCUGACCAAAGGGAAUGAGUCAUUUCAAAGACAGUUAGUGUUCCUUUUCUACUGGGUUUGCGAAUGUUUCCCUAGAACAACAUCUACAUGCAUUCUCCUGCACGUUCACAUCUAGAUGGCAGCCUCUUUUACUGACAUUUACCCUCGAGUUAUCCUCUUAGACAAAUGAGAGGCUUUUUGCUCACCCAGGCAACUGAAACAUCGGGACCUGGGGGGUAAAGGCAGGAGACUGGACCUUGCCUUCCUACUCUGACAAGCAGAAAAGGACGGGGGCUAAGGUUAAGACGCUUGCUAUCCCUGACUCGCGGCUACUAUGGCUAUCCUGGAGCAGUUACAAGGCGUUACUCUUCUGUCCCAGGACUUCCUGGGUUAGUCUCUAGGUUUCUAGGAUGUGUGUCAGCUCAGGGGAGACAGCAGCUUUUACAUUCCACCCUCAGCCCAAGUCUGACACGUCAGGUCCCCUGGAAUUAAAACUAUAUUUAGCAGAGGGACAUUGCCUUAAGAAGUUUGUCUGAGCUUUAGCUGAAAGGAUGCCUCUGGGAUACAGCAAGCUGGAUGGACGUCUCACAAUGUCUCCCAUUGGCCAGAUGCAAGUGUUUCAUCUCAUCUUUACUAAUAAAGAUGCUACUUAGAGAAUGAGGCUAAAAUAGACCUGGCUGUCAGUCUCCCACCCGUUGCCAGUGCAAAUGAUAAAGCCAAAAAAAAAAAAAGCAAUAUAGGUACCAGUGAACUCUGGGACAAAUUCAUUCCAAAUUUAAAAUAGUGAAAUUGAAAAUUUGCAGUGAGAGGCUGACUGUAGUACUUUAAGAGGAACAGAGCACAUGUGAAUGGGAGGUCUAACCAGUCCUCUAAACUGGGGAUGCUGAAGAAACUUAGCUUGACCAAGUUAAGGGAGUUAAAAGGGAGGCCACCAGAGGUGUAGGCUGCUACUUUGUAUCAGGGACUGCAGAUGCCGAAGAGAACCCAGCUCUUCCCAUUCAUUAAAUGAUUAAAUGCCUGUGUUACUAGAGUGAGGCACAGAGUAGUCACUAGAUACACAGGAAAGUGAGGAAGUGCAAACUGAACAGAGAAAUAAAAUGAAAAAAAAAUUGCCAACCAGCUUGAACUAUCCAAAGAUACUGUGUAACAAAUAAUGACCAGAGGGCAAGAUAGGGAAGAAAUGUAGGUGCAUCAGUUAUUACACUAAAUGUGAACAGGAUAAAUUUCUCAUGUAAAUUCAGGAGGUUGUCAGACUAAGCUUAACAAAUACACACUCAUGCUCCCAUUUAAAAUUUCCUUCUACCCAUGCUGAAAAAAGGUAUCAAUGACUGAAUAUGCAAACAGAUAUGAACAAACAAAAACAGAAACAUAGCGAUGCUCAUAGCAGAGACCUCAGUGGCUGUGGCUCCCAACAGCAGCAUCAAGCAGGCAGCACAGUCAUGAAACUCAGUUUGCCAAGAUGGGUCAGUAACCAAGGUCACAUGGACAUAGCAACAAAACAGAAACAAAGACAGUAGAAUAACAGGAUAACAAUUUCCACUGAGAAACUCAAGCUCUCCCAGCACAAGAAACAACUUACAAUUUGUGACUAUGGGCUAGGGACUCAUAGAGUUAACUACAACUUUGUGAAAUGUUCCUCCCAUCUCUGUGCCUAGAAGUCAACCAUCUUAGACGUCAGUUACCACGGGAAGUACUCAAGAUGUUCCAGGCAGCUCAUUCUGCAAGAGACCCAUCCACUGGCUGAUUUGCUCAAGCCGUUCUACUGAAGCAUUCAUUCACUAUCACUAAACAAGUGAUUAGUUCCACUUGGAGACAGCAGCCUAAAGCAACUUUGGUGAGUUCUGUGACACACCCUUUGUUAAGAGAAGGCUGCUUCACUGUCAGCAGCAACCCAUAAUUUACCUGCUUGGGCAGUGUGACACUGUCUGUCUCUUCUGGAAAAUACUACCUCCUUCUCCUAGUCCUGUAUUCUCAGAGUUCAUUCUAGACCCCACCCAGGCACCAGACCCAUCCCACGGCACCAAGGACCCCAGCAGCUGAGCCUGGACACUCCUCUAGAGCCAAGUUGAUGUCCAAACCUGACCUUGGCUUCUGGGAAGAUCGAGCUGCCUAGCACAUCAUAUGGUUGCUGCAAUAAACCCUGGGAGAUCAGUGUGCUAUGCACAUGACACAUUUUCUAGUGAAGCAUUGAGUCUUGGGAGCCUCAGGUGAGUGUAUAUUCAGCCCAAGGUCCCCAAGGCCAGCAGUUUCCAAAGUGUGACAACUGGCUGCAGAUAGUACCUCAUGAACAAGAAAUUCAGGCCAACAAAGCUGAUAACUGAUGGCCAUCCACCAUGACACUCUCCUACUCAAGGCCAACCUUGGGAAAAGUGCCCUAUCCCUGGGGAGAUCCCUCCAGCCAGCAGACCCUCAGGGUUUGGUUCUAGGGGGUGGUGAUGAGUUCCUCACUGGCAACAGGCAGUAGCAUGUUCCUCCUGCUUCCUCCUUUGGCUCAAUUUAUCCUCAAAAGACUGUGUCAUUGCCCUCAGUGUCAGGGCAAGUUAGAUCCCUGGGAAUGUCCUUUUGUUUGAGACAAAAAGAGCCCCAUUGGAGAUUCUGAUCCAAUUGGAUGAGAUGGGACCUUGUAGUCAGAGUUUUUAAAAGUCUCUAGGUGAGUCUGAUGCACAGGUGAUGUCUGAAAUCCCCUGGAUUCAGGAGAGACCCUAGUGGCUUUCCCAAUGGCUGAAACCGUCCUUGAUUCCAAACCUACCUUUAUGGCCAAAUCUCUCAGCAAUGAUAUUGUGACUUCUCUAGCUACUAUGAAAUAUACCUGACAAAAGCA
Messenger RNA from Mus musculus (house mouse), 5961 nucleotides. Its product is annotated as predicted gene, 33532. The transcript is spliced from 2 exons. Bases 1670 to 2212 code for a protein of 180 amino acids. NCBI's taxonomy places the organism in Eukaryota, Metazoa, Chordata, Mammalia, Rodentia, Muridae. The record is from RefSeq and is a predicted model, not a curated record.